This is a messenger RNA of Danio aesculapii, 6649 nucleotides long. Its product is annotated as mucin-2-like. Lineage: Eukaryota; Metazoa; Chordata; Actinopteri; Cypriniformes; Danionidae. The transcript is spliced from 13 exons. The record is from RefSeq and is a predicted model, not a curated record. Bases 331 to 5853 code for a protein of 1840 amino acids.
GUAGCCGUCAGCAUGUCUUUCACAUAUCUCCUCUUGGCCGGGCUUCUGCUAGCCUUCACCGUAACAGCCUCACAAUAUUAUGGAGGAUCAAUGAGCUUCAACCCAAGAUUAAACUCUAAUGGAUCAUACGAGGUGGAACUACGCUACAAGACGGCCUACAAUGACUGUUCCCAAUAUAAUUACUGGUCCUGCAUGUCUGGAGACUGUGGAAAUGAGGUCAGUAAAGUGAUUGGUAGAGUAGAUUCGAGUUCCAAUGGAAACAACUGGUGUCAGUCUGAGGGAGUCGUAACAACGGCUUUAUCCACCAACAGCCCAUUUGAGUAAGCGACAAUGGGUUGCUGUUGGAUCAACGACAUAGCCGCAUACAUUGGAGACUGGGGUCUUUUUUCUUUCAUUGACCUUGGAGUGAGAUCCGACACUUUAGUGCCUAACAGAUCCCCAAUCUCCACCACCCUACCAUUUCUUAAAGUUCCUCAAAACUGUCCCAGGAGGUACAACCUUUUAGCCUUUGAUCCAGAUGACGACCAGGUCAGAUGCAGAUUUGGACUUCAACAAAACAAUGAGUGUGGAAUCUGCAACCAACCUGAUGGUUUCACCCUGAACCAGAAUAACUGCUCUCUGUCAUAUGGACAAACCCUGGUCCUUGGAGUUUAUUCAUUUGAGCUGGUACUGGAGGAUUUCCCCAUUCGCAAAAUUACUCUGUCCUACACCGACCAAACUUCAGUGGAAAGAUUUCCAAUCAGUUUCAUCAGAAACCGGCGCAAUGCCAAUGCAAAAUCACCAACAACAACAACAACAACAACAACGACGACGACGACACCCACAACAACACUUGCAACAAGUUCCACAAUAAUUACAACACCAACCACAACAACUAAAACAUCUACAACACCUGCAACAAGGUUCACACUGACUACAACACCAACCACAACACCUACAACAAGGUCCACACUGACUACAACACCAACUACAACACCUACAACAACACCUGCAACAAGGUCCACACUGACUACAACACCAACCACAACACCUACAACAACACCUGCAACAAGGUCCACACCGACUACAACACCAACCACAACACCUGCAACAAGUUCAACACUGACUACAACACCUACAACAACACCUGCCACAAGGUCCACUCUGACUACAACACCAACCUCAACAUCUACAACAACACCUGCAACAAGCUCCACACUGACUACAACACCAACCACAACAUCUACAACAACACCUGCAACAAGCUCCAUGCUGACUACAACACCUACAACAACACCCACAACAAUGUCUACAACACCUGAAACAUCACCAUCAACAUCUACAACAACAUCCACAAUAACAGCUUUAACAAUACCUUCAACAACGCUCACACCAGCACCUACAACAUUCACAAUUCCUAAAAUAACAUCAACACCUACAACAGUACCCACAACACCAGUACCCACAACAACCCCCACAAUAAUUCCUACUACAACACCCACACCUGCACCAACAACAACACCAGAACCCAGACCAACCUCUACAAUAAUUCCUACAACAACACGCACACCUGCACCAACAACAACAACAACAACACCAGAACCCACACCAACCCCCACAAUAUUUCCUACAACACCCACGACGACAACAGAACCCACAAUAAUUUCUACAACACCCACAACAACAACAGAACCCACAACAACCCCCACAAUAAUUCCUACAACACCUACACCCACAACAACACCGGAAUCCACACCAACCCCCACAAUAUUUCCUACAACAUCCACGACGACAACAGAACCCACAAUAAUUUCUACAACACCCACAACAACAACAGAACCCACAACAACCCCCACAAUAAUUCCUACAACACCUACACCCACAACAACACCGGAAUCCACACCAACCACUACAAUAAUUCCUACAACACCCACACGCACAACAACACCAGAACCCACAACACCCACAAUAAUUCCUACAACACCCACAUCUGCACCAACAAUGCCAGAACCAACAACUCCCACAAUAAUUGCUACAACACCCACACCUGCACCCACAACAACACCAGAACCCACAACAACCCCGACAAUAAAUCUUAAAACAACACCUGCAGCCACAACAGUGCCAGAACCCACAUCAACCCACACAAUAACUCCUACAACACCCAUACCUGCACCAACAACAACAACAAUGCCAGAACCCACAACAACACCCACAAUUAUUCAAACAACAGCACUAACACCUGCAGCCACAACAACGCCAGAACCUACAUCAACCCCCACAAUAAUUCCUACUACAACACCCACAUCUGCGCCCACAACAACCCCCACAUUAAUUCCUACUACAACACCUGCACCAACAACAACACCCGAAUCCACACAAACCCCCACAAUAAUUCCUACAACAACAUCCACACCUGUAGCCACAACAACACCAGAACCCACAACACCCACAAUAAUUCCUACAACACCCACACCUGCACCAACAAUGCCAGAACCAACAACAACCCCCACAAUAAUUCCUACAACCCCCACACCUGCACCCACAACAACACCAGAACCCACAACAACCCUGACAAUAAAUCCUACUACAACACCUUCAGCCACAACAGCGCCAGAACCCACAUUAACCCACACAAUAAUUCCUACUACAACACCUACACCUGCACCCACAACAACACCCGAAUCCCCACAAAAACCCACAAUAAUUCCUACUACAACACCCACACCUGCACCAACAACAACACCAGAACCCACAACAACCCCUCCAAAAAUUCCUACAACAACACCUACACCUGGACCCACAACAACACCCGAAUCCACACAAACCCCCACAAUAAUUCCUACUACAACACCCACACCUGCACCAACAACAACACCAGAACCCACAACAACCCCCACAAUAAUUCCUACAACAACACCUACACCUGGACCCACAACAACACCCGAAUCCACACAAACCCCCACAAUAAUUCCUACUACAACACCCAUACCUGCACCAACAACAAUGCCAGAACCCACAACAACACCCACAAUAAUUCCAACAACAACACCCACACCUGCAGCCACAACAACGCCAGAACCUACAUCAACACCCACAAUAAUUCCAACAACAACACCCACACCUGCAGCCACAACAACGCCAGAACCUACAUCAACCCCCACAAUAAUUCCUACUACAACACCUACACCUGCACCCACAACAACACCUGAAUCCACGCAAACCCCCACAAUAAUUCCUACAACACCCACACCUGCACCAACAACAACACCAGAACCCACAACAACCCCCAUAAUAAUUUCUACAACAACACCUACACCUGCACUCACAACAACACCUGAAUCCACACAAACCCCCACAAUAAUUCCUACUACAACACCCACACCUGCACCAACAACAACACUAGAACCCACAACAACCCCCAUAAUAAUUCCUACAACAACACCUACACCUGGACCCACAACAACACCCGAAUCCACACAAACCCCCACAAUAAUUCCUACUACAACACCCAUACCUGCACCAACAACAAUGCCAGAACCCACAACAACACCCACAAUAAUUCCAACAACAACACCCACACCUGCAGCCACAACAACGCCAGAACCUACAUCAACCCCCACAAUAAUUCCUACUACAACACCUACACCUGCACCCACAACAACACCUGAAUCCACGCAAACCCCCACAAUAAAUCCUACAACACCCACACCUGCACCAACAACAACACCAGAACCCACAACAACCCUCAUAAUAAUUUCUACAACAACACCUACACCUGCACUCACAACAACACCUGAAUCCACACAAACCCCCAUAAUAAUUCCUACAACACCCACAUCUGCACCCACAACAACGCCAGAACUCACAACAACCCCCACAAUAAUUCCUACAACAACACCUACACCUGCACCCACAACAACACCCGAAUCCACAAAAAACCCCACAAUAAUUCCUACUACAACACCCAUACCUGCACCAACAGCAUCGCCAGAACCCACAACAACACCCACAAUAAUUCCAACAACACCCACACCUGCAGCCACAACAACGCCAGAACCUACAUCAACCACCACAAUAAUUCCUACUACAACACCCACACCUGCACUAACAACACCACCAGAACCCACAACAACCCCUACCACACCCACACCUGCACCACCACCAACAACAACAGAACCCACAAUAGUUCCUACAACAACACCUACGACAGUGCCCACAACAUCUUCACCCACAACACCAGAACCCACUCCAACCCCUACAAUAAUUCCUAUGCCAACAUCCACACCUGCAGCCACAACAACACCAGAACCCACAACAACCCCCACAAUAACUCCAAUGCCAACAUCUACACUAACAUCUACAACCACAAUAGCACCCACAGAAGCACCAACCCCUACAAUAACUCAAACAACUCUCACAACAACACAAACAACCCUUACAGCAGCACCUAUAAUGACUCCUACAACUACCAUGAUAACAUCCCAAGCACCAACUACUUUACCACUGAGCAAAAUUCCUCUUCAGUUUUCUUUUCAAGUUGACAGUCCAGCACCAUCUUGUGUUGAGGGUGAAUAUCUGCCACAGUUCCUCUACCCAACACCUCUACACGGAGAACUCUUGCAGGCUCGUGUAAAUCAUGGGUUUGAGUUCAGAGUGAAUGCUUCUGCAUCUUUUUCAAGAGUUAUUGAUGUCAUCAUAAGUGGACCAUUAAACAGCACAAAGACCAAAACUACAACUGGAGAAUAUGUGAUUAACUGGACACCAACUCAAGAAAACUAUGGUCAACACUUUCCAUUUUGCUUCAUUGCAGAAGCCCAACACAUGUCUGAUAUUUACCAGUCUGAGAUGAGGUGCAUUGUUGCAGAGGUCAUUGAUGAAGGACCUGUGGUACAUGUAACCUGCUCCGCAAACUCAAUGUCAGUCACAAUAGUGAGAUCUUCCAUCCAAAACCUCAGGGGUGACCAACUGAGACUGAUAGAUCCGUCUUGUCAGCUUUACUCCAACAGUACUGAUGUGUACGCCAGCACACCGCUUGAUGGAUGUGGCACCACGUUAGAGGAGACAGACAACGAACUCAUCUUUAAGAAUAAAGUCAUUGCAUUUGAUAAUCCCCAGGGCGUUACAUCCAGAAACAACCUAGAACUUGAAAUUAUGUGCGCGUACCAGAAAAACAACAACAUUAGACAGGAGUUUGGUACUCACAAGUCUCCAAUCAGAAUCUCUGAUAAGGGUUUUGGCACAUUGAACUAUCACUUUGAGUUUUACCCAUCUAACAGUUUCCAAAACAUGACAGAUCCAAGUGCCUACCCACUUGAGUAUGAUGUGGGAGAUAUGAUCUACAUGAAGAUCGAGCCUGACUCUCCAGUCCCAGACACUGAGCUGUUUCUUGAGUCCUGUAUGGCUACACCUUAUGAUACUCCCAAUUACCCGGUCUCCUAUCCCAUCAUCACCAAUGGAUGCAACAUGGAUGAAACAGUUCAGUUUUUCUCAAGUCACAAACCAUAUGUUGAGUUUGAAAUGGCGGCCUUCAAAUUCACUGGGUUUCAAGACCAGGUGUUCAUCAGCUGCUCCAUAAUCGUAUGUCAGGCAGGCGUUCCCAACACUCGCUGCUCUCAGGGCUGCAUCAACGGCACUGUCGCUCCACCUUCACACAACAUCAACAAAAGAGACGCCCCCAUCCAGACCAGCAAUCACUUCAUCUCUCAGGGACCCAUACGGCUGAGGAGGAGCCCAUCACAGGUGAACCCGGCAUUGAAUGUAAACCUUGCUGUCGUUGCUGGGUCUCUGCUGGCCAUUACUGCUAUGAUUUGUGGUGUGAUCUUCUACAAAUCCAGGAUCAGAAAUCAAUCCUUGCCAUCACACAACUUUUGAAUGUGUCAGCAUUUUUUCCCAAGGCAUAAUGCAAUAUUUUUUAUGGCGAAAACAGAAUUUAUAAGCUUGUUGGUGUGUUAACAAUAUUUCAUUCUGGUGGAAUGAUCUUCCCGUACCCACACGGACUGCAGAUUCCCUGGUAUCUUUUAAAAGACAACUAAAAACCCAUUCUUUUAUGUGAUCACCUGAACCCUAGUGAAUAAUAUCAAGACCCUUCUUCUCUCCCCUAAUUCCCCAUACAAUAGAAUCUGGAUGCAGACUUGGAUUUGCACGGAGACUGCAUAUAUCAGAGAUGCAAUGUUAGACUCAAUGCACUCAAAAGAGCCAGUGAUGUCAGUGUGAGGGGGGUAGGGUUAGUGGCGGGGUUAGGUGUGCACAUUAAAAAAAGCAUUGCAUGCAGCUCACCUUGCAACUGCACCAAGUCUGCAUACAGAACCCUCUCUCUAAUCACACCAACCCUAAAUUUGAUUCAUUCCGAGUGUGCCUCGCACAGGUGAAUGGUCUUAAUGAACCAACAUGGUAGAAUCAACAUGGGCUCAUUCUAAAAAACGUAUCCCUAUAUACAUUUCUGUGGAUCACGAAUUAUGUAGUCAGAAUACGUAUGGCUGCAUUUCAUCAUUAAAACGAACGCUACGGGGCGGUUUGACGCCGGUCCUUUUUGCGCUAGCAGCAGACCGCUUACCUCGGUAUGGACAGCUUUCCCGCUAUUAUCAGUUUGUCGAGUAGCUCGCCAUGUAUGUCAGCAGACUUGAGACACAGAAAGGAGUUGACCACGACAACGGGGUUUGAAUCCAGC